AUGGGUUCCACCGACUACCAAUUUGAAGGCUGGAUGGGCCUAGACAAGACGGCUGCCAAUGGCAACAUGGUCUGGCAGCAGUUCGAGCCCAAGCCCUGGGAGGAAACCGACGUUGAUAUCCGGGUUACUCACUGUGGCAUCUGUGGUUCUGAUUUGCACACAUUGCGCAGUGGAUGGGGCCCUUCUACCUACCCUUGCUGUGUUGGCCACGAAAUCGUAGGCUAUGCUGUCCGAGUUGGCUCACAGGCUGAAGGCGACAUUAAGGUCGGAGAUCGUGUUGGUGUGGGUGCCCAGAGCGGCUCUUGUCAGAACCACGACGGCAACUGUGAAGCUUGCGCCACUGGCUUUGAGCAACACUGCAACCGCAUGGUCGGAACUUAUAACGGUGUUUAUCCCAACGGGGGCAAGUCAUUCGGUGGAUACUCGCUGUACAACCGAUCUCCAUCACACUUCGUUAUCAAAAUUCCCGACGCCAUCCCCUCCGCCGAUGCUGCACCCAUGCUGUGUGGUGGUAUUACUGUAUACUCACCCUUGCGCCAGAACAACUGUGGACCUGGCAAGAAGGUUGGAAUCAUUGGUGUUGGUGGCCUGGGUCAUUUCGGUAUUCUAUUCGCCAAGGCUCUGGGAGCAGACAAGGUGGUGGCUAUCUCCCGCAAAGGAAACAAGAGGGACGAUGCGCUGAAACUUGGAGCCGAUACUUAUAUCGCCACGGAUGAGGAUGAAGACUGGGCUAAAAAUAAUGCUCAAUCAUUGGACUUGAUCAUCUCUACCGUAUCAUCCUCCAAGAUGCCCAUUGUGCAAUACAGCCAAUUGCUCCGACCCCGGGGAUCUUUGAUUCAGCUGGGCGCCCCUGAGGAUGGCGGUCUCGAAAUCCCUGCUUUUGCUUUGAUUAUGAAGGGUAUCAAGCUCGGUGGAUCCAUUAUUGGUAGCCCAGGUGAGAUCCGAGAGAUGCUGGACCUGGCUGCCACUAUGAAGAUCAAGCCUUGGAUCGAAGAGCGACCUAUGAAGGAGGCUAACAAGGCGAUUCAAGACAUGGAAGCUGGAGAUGCUCGAUACCGAUAUGUGUUGGUGAACGAGUGGUAA
This is a messenger RNA of Penicillium angulare, 1083 nucleotides long. RefSeq names its product NAD(P)-dependent alcohol dehydrogenase. The transcript is spliced from 2 exons. Lineage: Eukaryota; Fungi; Ascomycota; Eurotiomycetes; Eurotiales; Aspergillaceae. The coding region runs from base 1 to 1083 and encodes 360 amino acids. The record is from RefSeq and is a predicted model, not a curated record. Gene Ontology annotation, biological process: alcohol metabolic process. Gene Ontology annotation, molecular function: zinc ion binding; alcohol dehydrogenase (NADP+) activity.